This is a messenger RNA of Grus americana (Whooping crane), 3443 nucleotides long. RefSeq names its product sushi domain containing 2 (gene SUSD2). The record is from RefSeq and is a predicted model, not a curated record. The transcript has 16 exons. NCBI's taxonomy places the organism in Eukaryota, Metazoa, Chordata, Aves, Gruiformes, Gruidae. Bases 70 to 2571 code for a protein of 833 amino acids.
CGCAAGCCUGUAGUCGUGACAGGCACAAAGGCUAUUACAAUCUGCCAUCCUGAAUCAUCUGGACAAAAUAUGAAAUUCAUUGGCAUAGAUGUUUCUUUCUUCAUUCUCUUCACCCUCGCUGCUCUUUGGAAUGCAGGAGCUCAAGACUCUUGCUCAUACCGAUGUGGGGAGCUGCUUGGUACCUGUUCUUGCCAGGUGACGUGCCAGUCCUUGGGGAUUUGCUGUCCUGAUUAUAAAGAAUUUUGUCUUCAAAUUUCUCCAUACUCGGGAUCUCUGAUGGGAGGCAAAGACUUUUUGAUUGAAAAUACAUCUCUUAAUGCCUCUUCUGUGCUAACGUGCAGGUUCAAGCAGAAAAUCAAAACUAGUGGCUAUGUUGCUAAGGAUGGAAAAGCCCACUGCAUCUCCCCAUUGCUGUAUGAGACUGGUUUCAUCCCUUUUGAAGUUUCUACAGAUGAUGGGCUGACGUUUCCGUACUCUGGAACUUGGUUAUCAGUACAUCACAGCAAAGUUUCGGAUGGAGAAAAAUGUACGUUGGUAAAUGAGACAAAAUGGCAAUACUAUGGCACUCCCAACACUGAUGGAAACUUAACUCUUACCUGGACACACCAGGCACUUGCAACAACCCGCGUCAACAUAGAAGUCUGGGGAUACCAGGAAACAGGUGACAGUUACUCAGAAAACUGGAUGGCCGAAUGGAAAUAUCUUUAUACUUUGGCAAGAGAAAUCCCCAAUGCUGGGAAAUUUUCUUUCAUUCCUGUACCCGCUAAUGGAAAUUACAGUACGUGGGACUUUGGAAUUCUAAGAAUUACACCCAGCAGCUAUACUGAUGGGCAGAGCAACAUUCCAUCGAUCUGGAGCUCAGAGCAUGCAUUGGCUUGGCACCUUGGGAAAGACUUCAGAAAUGACCCAGAUGCAUGGGCAACUGCAAAAUGUAUAGAAUGGGACAGAAAGGAGGAGAAGCUUCCAAACUUCAUGGAAGAAAUUAUAGAUUGCCCUUGCACCUUGGCACAGGCAAGAGCUGACACUGGCAGGUUCCAUACAGACUAUGGCUGUGACAUUGAAAAGGGGAGCGUGUGUACUUAUCACCCUGGCGCUGUGCAUUGUGUACGAGCUGUUCAAGCCAGUCCCCAGUAUGCAGCAGGACAGCAGUGUUGCUAUGACUCCACAGGGACACAAAUCCUCACGCAUGACUCCACCGGAGGCAGCACACCUGAUCGAGGCCAUGACUGGGGUUCACCACCUUUCAUGAGGCCUCCCCGGAUACCCGGCUUUUCCCAUUGGCUUUAUGAUGUCAUCAGCUUCUAUUACUGCUGCCUGUGGUCUGACAAUUGUCACUUCUAUAUGAAAAAGCGGCCCUCCAGCGACUGCAGGACGUAUCGCCCGCCUCGAGCUGCAUCUGCUUUUGGGGAUCCUCACUUCUUCACAUUUGAUGGUCUGAACUUCACCUUCAAAGGCCAAGGAGAAUACACGUUGGUAGAGUCUGAUCUCACAGCCCUAAGAGUGCAAGGGAGAGCACAGCAAGCACACUUUCCCAAUGGAACUGGGGCUCAGGUGACAGGCUUGUCUGCAGUGGCCAUGCAGGAGAACAACUCUGAUGUGAUCGAAGUACGCUACUCAGAGAAUUUGAAUCUGGAGGUCCUGUUGAACCAGAGGGUCAUCAGCUUCUCUGAGCAAAGUUGGAUGGACCUCAAAGGUCUCUUUCUCCAUUCUACAGUUGAUCAGAACAUCACAGUGAUGUUCUCUUCUGGGUCUGGAGUGGAAAUAAGGGGAAGCGGAGGAUUUCUGACCCUGACUGUUCUGCUCCCUGAGAAGUUUAUGAAUCACACGCAGGGUCUCUUUGGGGUAAUGAACGGCAAUACAGAGGAUGACUAUACUUUCAAGAAUAAAACCACCAUGUCAGUUCAUGCGAGUCCCCAGCAGUUGUUUGAGUUUGGAGCUAACUGGGCUGUUGAAAAUGGAACUUCUCUUUUUACUUAUGACACAGAGUUCUUACUGAACAAUUUCUUCUAUGGGGAAAAGCACAAUGCUUCCUUUCUGCCUGUGUUCUUUCCUUAUGAAGACCCUGCUGAUCCCCUGGUGAAAGAGAUGGUCAUCUUGUGUGACUCUGACCCGUUCUGCAGAUUCGAUGUCCUGACAACAAGAAGCCUUCAAGUGGGAAGUUCCACAAGACUAUCUCAUCAGAAACACAAGCUGCUCGUAGAACAUCUAGAGCCAGUGAUCUCUUGCGGCUGGCUGGAUCAUCCAACCAAUGGAAGAAAGAAUGGAACUAACUACCUGCUGGGUUCAACCAUCAGUUUCAUCUGCAAUCAGGGCUAUGAACUCACUGGGUCAAAGGAAAGAAUUUGCCAAGUGACGGGGGCCUGGUCUGGAGACACUCCCAGUUGCGUCCCAAGAACAGAUAUCAAACAAGUAAUUCUUCUUGGCUGCGUACUUGGAAUAGUUGGUCUUGCAGUCCUGGCACGUCUGACUUUCUUAUGUAGAAAGGAGAGACACAAAGGCAACCAGAAACUUGUUUCAGAGGUUCCAGUUGUAUCUGAACAUGACACAGUGGAAUUCCAGAGGAGUUUUUAAUGAAAUACAGAAAAAGCAUAACAGAGGAUUAAAUUAUCCACAGCAACAAAGAUAGACUUUCCAAACGCAAACAACGGUUUCAUAUACUAUGCUAUCAUUUGAUUUCUGCUUUCAAUAUAAUGAGUGUUGAAUCGUAUGGGAAAUGCUAACCAACUUCCUGGGAUUAGAUCAUGGCAGGUUUAGCCUACUAUCGCUCUCAAAGUUUUGGGCAUUAGUUUCUUCUAACAGUCACAUCUCUGCCAGCAGAACCAGAGUUCUGACAAAAUCAAAAGACUUCAUGAUUGUUCUGCACUUUUCUUCUUUUACUUGAAAGCUAGUAAAAUGAAAAGAAUCCUAGCCUACUAUGCUAGCCAUUGUUAGAGAAAUAAUGGCCCCUCUGGGGCCACGUAAGGCUGAUUUAGAGAGAUGUGAAAGUGGAUGCAGUCAGAUGGACUAUUGGCAAGUUGGGUUGAAUUUACAAAUUGUUGGGGUUUUUUUUCAGUAGGGAGGGAGAUAUAUUGAGGAUAUUUAAACAUUGCAUUCUUACAUUUUGGUGAGUCUCUGAAUGCAGACUCAAAGUGGCAUUUUUGUUUCAGUUCUGACCUAAUUGUAAAAGGAUACAACUCAGGAGGGGGGGAAGAGGGGAAAGUACUCAGAAAAUGAAACCUUUCCUUCCAGGCUAACUUAUAAUGAUUUUUUAAAAAUCCAUCUUUAUUCAACUGUCCAAUUAGAGUCCAUCUUCAAAAGAAGAAAAUCUGUUACCUGCACUGGAAAUGUUUUGCUAAACUUGCAGUGUUUUCCUUGAAUAACUGCAACAUGCAUACUGUUUCUUUUUUAAUAUCUAACUGUAUUACAGUGUGUUUCAUUAUUUUCAUUAAAAAGUGAUUUCUGAA